AAACAGCGCGGUGCACACUGGGAGAAAUUGAGAAUUAGAUUUUAGUUCGUUCGUGGACAUUUAUUUGGGUUCUUGAGAAAACGGAGAAUUACCUCGACAUUUGGACAUUGAGCAACCGCCCCAAAUCCGCAGAGCAUUGGCGCCCGAGAGCUCGCGGUGAAGGGUGAUCACCCAGGAAACGUUACACCGAUGUUCAGCUGACGGACUUGCUGUAGCUAACGUUAGCUACAUCCUCAGUUUGUGAAAUUACCGUAGCCACUCUUGGGCAAAAUGUCACACACUGGGCCUCCCCCUCGAUGGCGGAAUUGUCCUAGAAGAGGACAACCUGUAGCAGGUAAAUUCCUGCCAAUGAAAACUAUGUUGGGCCCCAAGUAUGAUGACAAAGUGCCAGAAGAGAACCGGUUUCAUCCAAGCAUGCUUUCCCAGUAUUUAAAGAGUCUAAAGGUUAAAAUGGGUUUGCUUGUUGAUCUAACAAACACUACUCGCUUCUAUGACCGCAACGAGAUCGAAAAAGAGGGUGUUAAAUAUGUGAAGCUUCAGUGCAAAGGCCAUGGAGAGUGUCCAUCAGCGGAGACCACUGCGAUGUUCAUCAGACUAUGUGAGAACUUCAUGGAGAAGACUCCAACUGAGUUAAUAGGUGUCCACUGCACGCACGGCUUCAACCGGACAGGCUUUCUGAUCUGUGCUUACCUGGUGGAGAAGUUGGACUGGAGUGUCGAGGCGGCAGUGGCUGCUUUCGCCCAGGCCCGUGCCCCUGGGAUCUACAAAGGCGACUACCUCAAGGAGCUCUUCCGUCGCUAUGGAGACGUCGAAGAUGCCCCCGCCGCCCCCGCGCUGCCAGAGUGGUGCUUCGACGACGACGACGGCGACCAGGACGACGAUGGCAACGUGAUUGGCCAAGAGUCUCAGUCAGGCCCCUCCUCUGAGUCGGCGCCGGGGAAACGGAGGAAGGAGAGACUAAAAUUUGGUGCUAUAUUCGUGGAGGGGGUCACAGUGAAAGGCGUCACACAGCUCACCACACAGCCUAAAUUGGCCGAGAUCCAACGGAAGUGUCAGGAGUUUGCGGAAUGGGAAAAGUCCGGGUUUCCAGGUGCUCAGCCCGUGUCCAUGGACAGGCGGAACCUUCGCUUUCUGGAACAGAAUCCCUACAAGGUCAGCUGGAAGGCUGACGGCACACGGUAUAUGAUGCUGAUAAAUGGGAAGAAUGAGGUGCACAUGAUCGACAGAGACAACUCGGUGUUCCACAUAGCCAACCUAGAAUUCCCUUUUCGGAAAGACCUCCGUGUUCACUUAGCCAACACACUACUUGACGGGGAGAUGAUUAUCGACAAGGUAAACGGCCAGCCCGUCCCGCGCUACCUGAUCUAUGACAUCAUCAAAUUCAACGGUCAGCCGGUCGGUCAGUGUGAUUUCAAUAUUCGGCUGUUGUGCAUAGAGAAAGAGAUCAUCUCCCCUCGGAUGGAGAAGAUGAAGACGGGACAGAUCGACAAGACAAAGGAGCCCUUCAGUGUCAGGAACAAGCCAUUCUUUGACAUCCACGCAGCACGAAAGCUCCUGGAAGGCAGCUUCACGUCCCAGGUCAGCCAUGAAGUCGACGGCCUUAUCUUCCAGCCUUGCGGGAAAUACAAAGCUGGGCGAUGUGAUGACAUCCUCAAGUGGAAGCCGCCCAGCCUCAACUCUGUAGACUUCCGCCUCAAGAUCACCAAAGUCGGAGGAGAAGGGUUGCUUCCCCAGACUGUUGGAUUGCUCUACGUCGGCAGCCAUGACAUGCCCUUUGCACAGAUGAAGGCCUCCAAGGAGCUGAAGCAGUACGACAACAAGAUCAUCGAGUGCUCCUUUAACAACAACACCUGGGUGUUCAUGAGACAGAGGGUAGACAAGAGCUUCCCCAACUCUUACGACACAGCCAUGGCUGUGUGUAACAGCAUCAAGUAUCCUGUCACGAAGAACCUCUAUGAGUUUCUGGACCGCUGUGCCCUGGGAGCCCAAGGACAGAACCGGAAACGCCCCUCUGACCCAGACACGGAGCUCAUGCCCCCUCCCGCUCCAAAGAGACCCAACCGGGCUGCACCGUAGAGCACCACACAGCGGGAGUGGGCUGGGCCAGUGUAGAAAUGUGUGUAUGUGGCUUGCAGAGGAAGGUCCUUCAUGGCUACAGCGCCGUCCCCCCCCCCC
Molecule: messenger RNA, 2175 nt
Organism: Oncorhynchus nerka (sockeye salmon)
Lineage: Eukaryota; Metazoa; Chordata; Actinopteri; Salmoniformes; Salmonidae
Gene: rngtt
Product: RNA guanylyltransferase and 5'-phosphatase
Biological process (GO): 7-methylguanosine mRNA capping; protein dephosphorylation
Molecular function (GO): protein tyrosine/serine/threonine phosphatase activity; mRNA 5'-triphosphate monophosphatase activity; mRNA guanylyltransferase activity
Source: RefSeq, a predicted model, not a curated record